UCUCUUAUUUAAGAGACGGUUAUUAACUUUUCUUAGUUAAAAUCUAAGAAAAACUAAGAACCGUCUCUUAGCCGAAGCUAAAAACUCCGGUUAAGAGACCAAAACUAAUGAUGGUCUUAGUUAGAGAUUCAGGAUUCAUUCGGAUACUUAGAAAGUUCAAUUCGAUUCAUGUUUGUUUUUUUUUGUUCUCAGUUCUGUUCGGGUAUCAAAGUUAAGAACCGUUUAAUAUCCGAAAUAUUUUUGGAUCUCAUUCAAUUCCGUUUUGCUGUAAGUUUAGGUAAAAAUCAGAAAAUUGAGAAUUUUCAGAUUAAAUAUCAAUUUUUGGAUUUUUGAAUAAAAAUUAGGAUAAUUCGCAUAAUUUAAAACAUUUGGAUAAAAAAUAUUAUAGUAAUUUUUUGGGUAUUUUGGUUUAUAAGUAAUUAUCUGAUUAUUUUAAAGGCUUAUUAGCGAUAUAACCAUAUCUGAAUGAUAAAUUAAGUAAUUAACACUGAUUUUGACAUAAUUCAGUUUCAGGCUUUUUGGUAUUUGAAUUAUUAUUUAAACCGAACUGAAGUAUGGUACGGAGACGAAUUGGGGAUAAACCAAACCGGUUCUAGGGUAAUUAAAAUACCGUACGUAGAUGCAAAAGAAAAGGAGAGACGUAGCAAGUUAGGUCGUUUGCAAAAAACAGAAACUAUCAGCCUCUCACCUAACAGCUUCUCUCUACCUUCACCCACGUGUCUUCUUCGCGAAAGACAUGGCCUUAUUGUAUGGUUGCGUCAAAGAAACAUGCAUUCUCCAUUGAAAACGAAGACGAAGUUAGUAAUAAUCACACACUCAUACCAUCAGAGCCAAUAGAGAGAGAGAGAUCUGAAAGAUGAAGGCGGAGAAGAGUCCGAUUCAGACCGUGAUGUCGUGGAUUCGCCGGCAGCCACCGAAGGUAAAGGCGUUUCUUUGUGUGGUUACGGCAAUGACGAUCCUCGUCUUCCUCAGGGUCAUUGUACACGAGCACGACAACCUUUUCAUCGCUUCCGAGGCUGUCCAUGCCGUUGGGAUCUCCGUUCUUAUCUACAAACUCACCAAGGAGAAGACAUGCGCUGGGAUAUCUCUCAAGACACAGGAGCUAACGGCUUUGUUUCUGGCCGUGAGAUUGUAUUGUAGCUUUGUAAUGGAGUUUGAUCUUCACACGUUACUUGAUUCUGCCACGUUGGCGACGACCCUUUGGGUCAUCUAUAUGAUCCGGUUCAACCUUAGACCGACGUAUAUGGAAGACAAAGAUAACUUUGCCAUCUACUACGUUGUAGUCCCAUGUGCUGUUGUGUCUUUGCUCAUUCAUCCAUCUACACGUCAUCACAUCAUAAACAGGCUCUUUUGGGCCUUCUGUGUUUAUCUUGAAGCUGUUUCAGUUCUUCCUCAAUUAAGGGUCAUGCAGAACACUAAGAUCGUGGAACCAUUCACAGCACAUUACGUAUUUGCUUUGGGAAUCGCUAGGUUCUUGAGUUGUGCACACUGGAUCCUUCAGGUGUUGGAUACGAGAGGGAGGUUACUGACUGCAUUAGGGUAUGGACUAUGGCCUUUAAUGGUCCUUCUCUCUGAAAUCAUCCAAACUUUCAUCCUUGCAGAUUUCUGCUAUUACUAUGUUCAGAGUUUAAUGGGUGGACAGCUCGUUCUGCGUCUUCCUUCUGGUGUGGUAUAAGGAGCUUUGUGAAAUGGAUUGCUUGAGCUUGUAUGGAUGUUUAAACUUUUAAUUUUAUUAGAGACUUUGUGAGAUGUAAUUUAAAAUUUUUGCUAGCAAAGAAGUCUUGGCUAGAAUUAGUACUUUUUAUAAUAAUGGUAAUUCUGAUC
Messenger RNA from Brassica rapa (field mustard), 1824 nucleotides. Its product is annotated as ER lumen protein-retaining receptor erd-2.2. Gene Ontology annotation, cellular component: membrane. Gene Ontology annotation, biological process: protein retention in ER lumen. NCBI's taxonomy places the organism in Eukaryota, Viridiplantae, Streptophyta, Magnoliopsida, Brassicales, Brassicaceae. The record is from RefSeq and is a predicted model, not a curated record. Gene Ontology annotation, molecular function: ER lumen protein retrieval receptor activity.